Messenger RNA from Rana temporaria (common frog), 2181 nucleotides. RefSeq lists its product as uncharacterized. The transcript is spliced from 2 exons. Lineage: Eukaryota; Metazoa; Chordata; Amphibia; Anura; Ranidae. Gene Ontology annotation, biological process: activation of innate immune response. The record is from RefSeq and is a predicted model, not a curated record. Bases 1 to 2181 code for a protein of 726 amino acids. Gene Ontology annotation, molecular function: zinc ion binding; RNA binding; double-stranded DNA binding.
AUGGGAAAAGCCAGAAGAAGACUGAAAAGUGACCUGAUCGAGACGAAGGAGACUGAAGAGAUGAUGAGGAAGAACCCUGCCCCAGCCACUUCCUCCGAGGUCCCCGAGAAUGUCUCCGCCUCAACCUCCACCUCCAUCCCGGCCGGCGCCAGCCAACCGAGACCAGCGAAGCCGAAAUUUCCUGCAGACGGGCUGCCAACCUUGGAGCCCUGGAUGAAGCAGACGGUCGUGCUGCAGCUGAAAGAGGUGAACGGAAGAGUCCCUGACAUGACCUCGGAGAUCUUCGGAAAGAAGAUGAUCCUGGAGCAGGGCUUCAGCAAAGCGGAGACGCUUUCGGUGCAGUCCUUCGCAAGAGGGAUCUUCUACAUCACUUUCGGGUCUUUCCAAGUCUGCAGACGAUACUGGGAGAUGGUGAAGACCAGUGGCCCUGAAUCCCCUUUUCGGAAGUUCGUUGCGAACUGCCCUAUAACACAGGACGAGAAGUGGGUGACGGUGGCCAUGCGGAAUCCCCAUACCCAAAGCAGAGACAUAACCACCUACCUACAGAGGUUUUGCACCGUGGUAAAGGACCCAGUCCGAAUCCUUGAUGUCAACGGCUUCUGGAUUGGGAAGUGGUCUGUGCUAUGCAAGCUCAGGAAAGACCGUUCGGGGGACUUACAGCACCUGCAGGCGUGCUUCUCGCUAGGAUCAUCUGCAGGACACCUUUUCUACUCCGGGAUACCCUACAACUGCAACAGAUGUGGCCGUCCCGGACACAUGGGAAAGGAGUGUACAGAACUUGCUUGCAAGAUCUGUCGGGUUACAGGCCACGAGACCAAGGACUGUCCUAGGCCCAAAGCCUGCAACCUCUGCGGAUUGCCAGAGCACACCUUCAGGCACUGCCCCCAAAGGACCCGGACCUAUGCUGGAGCCCUGAUCCAGGGUAAACCAGCCUCCAGCUCUGGGAAGAAGCCGACCGAAAGCAAACCAAAAGAGCCUCGGAAGGCCACAGAGCUAUUCGCCCAAAGCAUCAGACGGAACCCAGAGAUCAGAGGGAUUACCGCACCAGGACCGGAAAGACGGGAGGUCAAGUGCUCGCUCUACAUGGAUGACGUGACGGUGUUCUGUGCCGACCAGCGCUCCAUCGACACACUCGUCCAGACGUGCGAGGACUUCGGCCAAGCUUCGGGGGCAAAGGUCAACUGCGGGAAGUCGGAAGUCAUGCUCUUCGGAAAGUGGUUCCUGCCUUCUUCUGCACCCAUACCGUUCAGCCUCAAAGCGGAUUUCAUCAAAAUUCUUGGAGUCUGGUUUGGAGCGGAGGGCGCAGCCCUGAAGUCCUGGGAGGAAAGACUGGCUAAGAUGAGACAGAAGUUUGGACUUUGGAGCAACAGAGUACUUACCAUCGAAGGGAAAACACUGGUACUCCGCAGCGAGAUUCUCCCUGUGUUGCAGUACCUCGCCCAGGCCUGGCCCCCCCAGGACAACACCUGCAAGGCCAUCACCAGGGCGGUGUUUCACUUCAUCUGGGGCUCCAAAAUGGACAGAGUAAAGCGGACUGUUAUGUUCAAGGAACCUCUCAAGGGCGGUAAGGGCGUGCCUGACAUCGCCACAUUACUGAGGGUGUUCUUUGCCUGUAACUGCAUCCGCAGGACUUUGGUUGACAGAACUGUGGACUCUGGCGGUAACUCCAUGUCCCGUUUUUUCCUCCUGCCUCUUUGGAGGUCUCUUGGAUGGGACAAAUGGGACAGUUCCGUCCCCUACAACUGGGACCCUCCAUGGUAUUACUUGGAUACUUUCAAGUUCAUCAAGGAGCUGGGGCUGCAUGGAGUUAAGCCUGACUUGUGGAAGCCAAAAACUAUCUACAAGUUGAUCAGAGCAUCGGACAUCUUGGAGUCGAUUCCAGGCCUCCCUUCAGCCACUUGCAAAGUGGUUUGGAGGAAUGUUUCUUCAAAGAGACUCAUCAACAGGCACAAAGAUCAGGCAUGGAUGGCAAUCCAAGGGGGAUUGCUACUCAGGACAUUCUUGCAUGCCAGACACCUGGGCAGAUACACGCACUGCCCCUUUUGCAUUAUCCAGGAGGAAACAUCUCAUCAUGUUUUCUGGGUGUGCUGCUGUGUUGCUUUAAGGACGCUUUAUGGUAUGCCAGAAACCGCCGCGUUCACCACCGGCAGAGGAUGUCCAUCGAGGACUGUCGCAGACUGA